AUGAAGCGGAUCGAAGCAAUAGGAACAGCUCCGGCUCAUCUCCCUCCUCGGGAGAUGACCGUCGACCAUGCAGCGGUGUGGGCUCUUUCCGAUGCGCCGACCUUAGACUGCAUUCAAGGAUACUCGUGCUCGCAGUAUUCUAUGGAAGCUCAGUUGGCAGACCUUAUGAGAGGAGAUUUUUCCGAGUCUCCGUUCCCGGAGCCAGACAAGUACGCCCGGGCUGUCAGCCAUGUUACUCAUGACUUUGGCAGACUCAAAUCAAAGGCUUUGUCGUUUGAGACUGAUCUACGCAAGGUGAACUAUAAGAAGGGAACCUCUGCUGGUUGGGGCUACUUCGACAAAGAAGGACAGUCCGAUCGAAGCCACUCCAAUCUCCUGAGGGAUCCGUUAUCAGCAGUCGUGAUCCUCGAGACCUGGAGUUUCUUGGCCAUCAGACUAAAAGUGGGAUGCUCUACAGGAACCAAGAAACUAUUCUUCCCCCACCCUACAAGACAAGUUGAAGUCAAGCGCCACAGCGCGCACGAUUUUCUUGCCAUCCACAACGCCACAGAGAAGUACGACCCGACCGCUGGAGAUUUCAAGCAGGCUGCUACGAAGAAGAGAAUAUUCAGCCCGGGCAAUGAGCAGGACGUUCCCCUCCCUGAAGUCACUGACAAUACCUCCUUGCAGCAGGCAAUGAUGAAGUACCACAAGCAGUCAAUGCUGCCGAACAUGGACAAGCUUUAUCAAUGCUGUGAUCUCUUUUACAACCAGGUCCAAGCCGAGUUUUCCAUGCAGCAGAUUACCACUGAAAGACACUCAGCCCAACUGCAAGUACCGGAACGUGCCCGAGCCAACAAGACAGUUCUCCUCCUGGACCUCCCGGCCCUUUUUAACAAGAAAACGUUGGACAGCAACUUGUACCACUAUGUCAACGGAGCUGGUCUACAAUGGACAGACAUCGCGGCCCUCCACAACCAUAUGGUUACUUCGCACUCCUCGGUGGCCCGAGUAGAGUUUGUCACAGAGAUGCAGGCUCAGCAGUUUCGAGACUACAUGCGACAAACACGCAGAUAUUGGAAGUCGCCAGACAUCCCAGACUGCAAAAUCAGAAUCGAGCAGGACUUGCCCACCGACGACAGACUGGCCAUGCAGCCGUUUUACGCCUUAAUCGACCUCCUCGCUGAGUGCACAGACACCCCGGACCUGCAGACCUGGAGGCAGGCCCUCCAGAUCUGGACUCCAAGAGACGAAGAGCCCAAGCAGCUUCUGGCCCAGGUCGCCUACGUGUUGGAUCCCCGUUACCCUCGCCGUUAUACGUGUCUUUUGCUGGUUCACGAGAAGUACUAUGACGAGUUUCUGGUCAAGUGGCAUUCCAAAUUCACAAAGCGACUCCACGACACGGUACAGCUGAUACAGGCCCUCCGCAGGGGCACCAUUGACCGCACCACCACGCAGCGCGCUUCCUUUGACAAGGACUUCCACGUACCCCGUCAUGCCAGUCCGAAUUUCCGCUGA
This is a messenger RNA of Symbiodinium natans, 1497 nucleotides long. NCBI's taxonomy places the organism in Eukaryota, Dinophyceae, Suessiales, Symbiodiniaceae. The record is from the annotation of a GenBank genome assembly.